This is a messenger RNA of Penicillium soppii, 882 nucleotides long. RefSeq lists its product as uncharacterized. The transcript has a single exon. The coding region runs from base 1 to 882 and encodes 293 amino acids. The record is from RefSeq and is a predicted model, not a curated record. Gene Ontology annotation, molecular function: oxidoreductase activity. Lineage: Eukaryota; Fungi; Ascomycota; Eurotiomycetes; Eurotiales; Aspergillaceae.
AUGACAUCCAUCCCAAGACCAAGCCAGGAGAAAGUUCACGAACUCGUGAACAACAAAGUUGCCAUUGUUACAGGAGCAGCCAGGGGCAUCGGCUUCGCCACUGCAUCCCUUCUGGCGCAACACGGAGCUCGAGUUGUGCUGGCAGACCUGCACGAGGAUGAUCUGAAAAAGGCCUGUGAGAAGAUAGGUGAACGAUCAACAUACAAAGUCUGCGAUGUCAGUGACUGGGAUCAACAAGUGGAAUUAUUCCACCAUGUGUCGAGUACGAUCGGGCCGAUCGAUUUGUUGGUCUGCAAUGCAGCCAUCAACCCCGAAAUCGCAUUGCUGCAGCAGAGAUCCGACUUGCAGAAGCACGCGGAGAUGAACGCACAGGUUCGCUACAAUUACCUGGCGGAAGAAAAAAACUCACAGAAACCCGAGACUCUUCAACGACCUUCGACCGCGCUGUUCAAUGUAAAUUUGAACUCGGUCAUUUUUGGACUGAAGCUGGGCGUUCACUACAUGAGGGGCGGUCGAAUCGUGGUCAUCGGAUCUGCGGGUUCGUACGUGCCGAUCCCUUCCCAGCCGCUUUAUUGCGCCAGUAAACAUGCCGUACUGGGGUUGGUGCGUAGCACUGCUCUGAUGGAGGAAGUGACGCGGUCGGGGACGACGAUUUGUUGGAUCGCACCCUGGUUGACUUUGACCUCCAUGGUGGAGGGCAUCCGGGAAGUCUCAGAUCCUGAUAUGUUAAAGAGCUCCCCGGAUGACGUCGCAUGGGCCAUUGUUACGGCUAGUGCGGCAGAAACUUCAAAUGGUAAGGGGUAUUGGGUGCAGGGCCCUACCGUCAGCGAAGUGGAGGGGGUUUACGGCGAGGUGGCGGGGCAAUUGAUGUCUCGGGUGUAG